Prunus armeniaca (apricot) is the source of this 2454-nucleotide messenger RNA. The record is from the annotation of a GenBank genome assembly. NCBI's taxonomy places the organism in Eukaryota, Viridiplantae, Streptophyta, Magnoliopsida, Rosales, Rosaceae.
AUGUACGUGAUUCUCAGCGCUCAAUUCGCGUCCCAACGACCCUUCACCGCGGGAGUGAGUGCAGUCGACGCGCCGCAUCUGGGGCAGCGUAGACUUCGCUCCUCCGCUGUUGAAAUCUCUGAUCAGCUUUUGUCUUCGCUGUUCGUUUCUCGUUCUGUUUUAUUUUGUUCUUCUGUCUGUUUGGUUGCUGAGAAAACGAAGGAAAACGGUGACUGGCGGCCUAGCUUUUGCAGUUUGUGGCCGGUUGUAAUAUUAUAUUUUCCAUCUUUGCUUCAACGGAUUCAUUUCAAAAAGGUCAAUAUGACAAAUUACUCAAACAGAAAAAGUUCCUCGGAACAGGAAUGUGAAAAAGCAAUUGUGCCUAAAGAAGAGAUCUUGGAUUUCGAGUUGCCUUCUGAUGCUGCAUUCUCAGGGCAUUUCGGGAACAAUGCCGCAAGUUCAUCUGGGAGUAAUACGCGAUCGGAUUUGAUUGGAAUGGGAUUUUUACCAUCACUUGUAGACAAAGUGAUUGAACAAAAGGGUGAAGGCGAUGUAGAAUUGUUAUUGGAGACACUUUUGUCGCAUUCAGGUUCUCAAAAAUCAGAUUCUGAGUCAUCAGAUUCUCUGGAUAGCUUAUUUGACGACAAGGAUGAAAGCAGUCUUCCAGAGGUUUCUAAUAUUAUUCAACCAAAAGAGGAGCCUGAUUUAGCUGAUGGACUUGAUGAGGGAAAAAGGGCAUCCUUACUGAUGAUGAAUUUUUCUCCAACUGAAGUUGAGUUUGCAAUUGAUAAGCUCGGUGAAGAUGCUCCAAUUAAUGAUUUGGUGGAUUUUAUCAUUGCCGCUCAGGUAGCUGUGAAACUUGAAAAUGAUAUAGGUGAUAGUACAACUCAUGGUGAUGAAGAAAAAGACGAGGAUGCUAAUGAUGAAAAAUUAUAUGGGACCAUGGAGAAGACACUUCGUUUGCUUGAAAUGGGUUUCUCUGAGAACCAAGUUUCUUGGGCAAUCGAAAAGUUUGGUUCAAGAGCUCCAAUUGGAGAUCUUGCAGACUCAAUCGUUGCAUAUCAAAUUUCUGAUGACUGUUAUAAAGAAAAUAAGUACUCGGCCCAUUCAAACCAUUCACGCACUGGAGUGGGUUCUAGGUUUUUUGCUACAGGAUCAUAUGAUUCAGUUAAAGUUGAAAACGAAGAAUUUCAUCUGCAUACAGCUUCUCAAUCAAGGGAUUGCAAUGCAGCAAACAAUUCUUUAGGAAAGAGGCCUAAGCAAGAGUAUAAUGAUGAUGAUUCAAAUGUUGUUCCAACCUCAGUUCCUCAGUUUAGGGCGUUUAGACAUGUUGCUUUCGAAGAAAAACGUAAAGGGAAAAGGCCAAGACAAGAGUAUGUUGAUAAUUCAAGCUCUUUCCUUGACCAAACAUGGAUGGAAGAAAAAGUUGACCCUACAAUUGGCAAUCUUGAAAUGUCAAAACCUUUCAAAAGCAAUCCUUGCAAGAGUGUGAAUCAAAUGAUGGCUAAACCUCCAUAUUUCUUUUAUGGAAAUAUUGUGAAUUUAGCAUAUGAUUCAUGGGCAAAAAUUUCUCAGUUUUUGUAUGGACUGGAACCUGAAUACGUGAAUACUCAAUUCUUCUCGGCCUUGAAUAGAAGGGAAGGCUAUGUACACAACCUCCCAACUGAGAACAGGUUUCACAUCCUUCCGAAGUCACCAAUGACCAUUGAGGAUGCAAUACCACAUACAAAGAAAUGGUGGCCUUCAUGGGAUACAAGGAAGCAAUUGACUUGCAUCUGUUCUGAAACUAGUGGCAUAUCUCAACUUUGUGAUAGGCUUGGAAGGGUACUUUCUGAUUCUCGUGGAUUGCUCUCAUCUGAGCAGCAGAGAGACGUCCUUCAUCAGUGUCGUUCAUUAAAUCUUGUGUGGGUUGGACGAUACAAGCUGAGCCCCACAGAACCUGAAUAUUUAGAACGUAUCCUAGGCUACCCAUUGAAUCACACUCAAGUUGCUGAGAGUAGUUUAACAGAAAGACUUCUUUCACUCAAAUUUUGCUUUCAGACAGACACGUUGGGUUAUCAUCUCUCUGCGUUGAAAUCUAUGUACCCAGGAGGAUUAACAGUGUUCUCAAUUUUCAGUGGAAUCGGUGGAGCAGAAGUUGCUUUACAUAGGCUUGGCAUUAGUUUGAAAGGUGUUGUAUCUGUGGAGACCAAUGCAACAAAAAGGAAGAUUCUAAGAAGGUGGUGGGAGAAUACUGGACAAACUGGGCAACUGGAGCAAAUUGAAGAUGUUCAUAAGCUGACAAGCACCAAACUUGAAAGUCUGAUGAAGAAAUUUGGUGGUUUUGAUUUGAUUGUCUGUCAGCACCCAUGCAGUGACUCAAUCUCUAAGAUUUCUCCACAGAGUGACAGUCUCCCAGGUUUUGACUUCUCCUUGUUUUAUGAGUUUGUUCGUGUUUUGCAACGUGUAAGAACUAUGUCAGAAAGAAAGAGGUGA